AACCAGGGGCGGAGGCGGCGGCCAGGGAGGAAGCGGAGGAGGCGGAGGCGGCCGCGGCGUUCGCCCGCCCGCUCGCUCGCUCGGUUUCCCCGCCCCCGCCGGGCUUAACGCCGCUGAAGGUAUCCGGGUGCGCGCUGUCGCAACCUGCCCUCAUCCUGGCCCGCGACUGUAAGACCGGACCCACAUCCAGACCAAUCUUCCUGUCCGGGCUGCUGCGACGCGGGCUCCGCAGGUUGCAGGCGGGCGGCCGGGGCGCCUGAAGGUUACCGAGUGCAUGAGCGCCUAGCGCUUCCCGCGCUGCCCCGCCCGCUGGCCCGCCGACCCGCCCGCCGGCUCGCCCGCCAGCCCCUCGGCGCCCGGCGGCGGCGGCGGCGGUGGCGGCGACGGUCGCAGGAGGUGCCGUCUGCCUCCCAGGUGCGCGCUUCGCUCCCGGAGCCGCGGAACUCGGCGGCCGCCAUGGCGUCCAACAUGGACCGGGAGAUGAUCCUGGCGGAUUUUCAGACUUGAAUUGCUUGGUUGGUGUCCUUUCUCCAGGAAUACUUUAAAGGAUAAGUAAAGGCUGUUCUCUUAAUAAACCCAGUCGUAGUGCCACUGACAUGCAUGUACUGGCAUUGAAAACAUUGACGAAGCUAUUACAUUGCUUGAACAAAAUAAUUGGGACUUAGUGGCAGCUAUCAAUGGUGUAAUACCACAGGAAAAUGGCAUUCUACAAAGUGAAUAUGGAGGUGAGACCAUACCAGGACCUGCAUUUAAUCCAGCAAGUCAUCCAGCUUCAGCUCCUACUUCCUCUUCUUCUUCAGCGUUUCGACCUGUAAUGCCAUCCAGGCAGAUUGUAGAAAGGCAACCUCGGAUGCUGGACUUCAGGGUUGAAUACAGAGACAGAAAUGUUGAUGUGGUACUUGAAGACACCUGUACUGUUGGAGAGAUUAAACAGAUUCUAGAAAAUGAACUUCAGAUACCUGUGUCCAAAAUGCUGUUAAAAGGCUGGAAGACGGGAGAUGUGGAAGACAGUACGGUCCUAAAAUCUCUACACUUGCCAAAAAACAACAGUCUUUAUGUCCUUACACCAGAUUUGCCACCACCUUCAUCAUCUAGUCAUGCUGGUGCCCUGCAGGAGUCAUUAAAUCAAAACUUCAUGCUGAUCAUCACCCACCGAGAAGUCCAGCGGGAGUACAACCUGAACUUCUCAGGAAGCAGUACUAUUCAAGAGGUAAAGAGAAAUGUGUAUGACCUUACAAGUAUCCCCGUUCGCCACCAAUUAUGGGAGGGCUGGCCAACUUCUGCUACAGACGACUCAAUGUGUCUUGCUGAAUCAGGGCUCUCUUAUCCCUGCCAUCGACUUACAGUGGGAAGAAGAUCUUCACCUGCACAGACCCGGGAACAGUCGGAAGAACAAAUCACCGAUGUUCAUAUGGUUAGUGAUAGCGAUGGAGAUGACUUUGAAGAUGCUACAGAAUUUGGGGUGGAUGAUGGAGAAGUAUUUGGCAUGGCGUCAUCUGCCUUGAGAAAAUCUCCAAUGAUGCCAGAAAACGCAGAAAAUGAAGGAGAUGCCUUAUUACAAUUUACAGCAGAGUUUUCUUCAAGAUAUGGUGAUUGCCAUCCUGUAUUUUUUAUUGGCUCAUUAGAAGCUGCUUUUCAAGAGGCCUUCUAUGUGAAAGCCCGAGAUAGAAAGCUUCUUGCUAUCUACCUCCACCAUGAUGAAAGUGUGUUAACCAACGUGUUCUGCUCACAAAUGCUUUGUGCUGAAUCCAUUGUUUCUUAUCUGAGUCAAAAUUUUAUAACCUGGGCUUGGGAUCUGACAAAGGACUCCAACAGAGCAAGAUUUCUCACUAUGUGCAAUAGACACUUUGGCAGUGUUGUGGCACAAACCAUUCGGACUCAAAAAACGGAUCAGUUUCCGCUUUUCCUGAUUAUUAUGGGAAAGCGAUCAUCUAAUGAAGUGUUGAAUGUGAUACAAGGGAACACAACAGUAGAUGAGUUAAUGAUGAGACUCAUGGCUGCAAUGGAGAUCUUCACAGCCCAACAACAGGAAGAUAUAAAGGACGAGGAUGAACGUGAAGCCAGAGAAAAUGUGAAGAGAGAGCAAGAUGAGGCCUAUCGCCUUUCACUUGAGGCUGACAGAGCAAAGAGGGAAGCUCACGAGAGAGAGAUGGCAGAACAGUUUCGUUUGGAGCAGAUUCGCAAAGAACAAGAAGAGGAACGUGAGGCCAUCCGGCUGUCCUUAGAGCAAGCCCUGCCUCCUGAGCCAAAGGAAGAAAAUGCUGAGCCUGUGAGCAAACUGCGGAUCCGGACCCCCAGUGGCGAGUUCUUGGAGCGGCGUUUCCUGGCCAGCAACAAGCUCCAGAUUGUCUUUGAUUUUGUAGCUUCCAAAGGAUUUCCAUGGGAUGAGUACAAGUUACUGAGCACCUUUCCUAGGAGAGACGUAACUCAACUGGACCCAAAUAAAUCAUUAUUGGAGGUAAAGUUGUUCCCUCAAGAAACCCUUUUCCUUGAAGCAAAAGAGUAAACACGGCCCAGCGGUGGAACCAGCCAUUCCUUGACAAGCCAGCAGCCUGCGUCAGGAGAAGGGCUCCUCGCCAACCCACCCACACGCUCGUCUCACUCAAUUCAAUGUCACACUUCUGCCUCUUGCAAAAUUGCUGGAAAAAGUAAUAAUAAAUAUAGCUACUUAAGAUUUCCCAUCCAUGAGUAUAUAUUCCCAACCCUUAUUACAGAGAAUUACAACUCUGCCACCCUCCCCUACCCCCUGCACUUCACCCUCCUUCAAUGACGAAUGCAUUGUUCAAGUGUGAGUGAUCACUAAAUAGAAUUUUUACCUCUCCAGUGCCCAUCUUUUCCCCACAGUGUCUAGGACAGUUCUGUCUGUUCUGUGACACCAGGAUGCUGUAUAUUUGAUAUAUGUCUUUUUAUUUUCAUGACUGAAUUUCUACUUCAUCACCUAAUUUUAAGGGGCAGAGGGAAAAAAAGUCAAAUGAGACAUUGUCGGCAUGGAGAUUAAACAUUGUAGGAAAAAAGUAUACCAUUUUUGUUAGAACUUUCUGAUGGCUUUACUAAGAUGUCAGGUUUUGUUUGAGGACUGAAUUUGACAUAUAUGCAAGAUAUUUAUUUACUGCUGCUGCCUUGGGUCUCCAGGUUCUACCUAGGAGGUAUUUGCUGUUCCAUUGCAGCAUAGGGAAACUGUUCAAGCACACAAUGUGAAUGUUGAGAUCAUGUGCAGAGAGGCCAGUACCAAAACUUCAGUAUCUGGCCCAAUGGCAAGAGGCUACUGUUAGGUUUGCAUUUGGGCAGUUAGAACCUCACAGAUACCAGCUCCCAAGUUGCUAGUCCAUCAGUGUAAACUGAACACAAUUCUCUCUUGCUUUCUCUCUCUCUACUCCCUCACACAUUUGGACCUUGUCACUUGGUGUUUAAGCACCUUGCCUAUCAACAAAAUCUGAUGAGCAGCCCCAUGGACUCUCCUGUAAUAAGGAACUUGCUCUACUAUUUUAUUCUUUUAAUGUUUUAGUAUUUGAUAUUGGACUCAAAUGAAAGGGAUCUCAUUCUGUGGCUGAAAAAUCAGACUUCAUAUGUUGAAGAGAGCAAACUUGGGGACUCAACUCAGAAGACAUGUGUUGCCUGAAACCUGCAUAUAAUAAUUUUUGAUUUGAUUUAGUAAGUGUGGAUUUUUCUUAAUCUACAGAUUUGGGGUUUGGGGUUUAGAUCAUGAGAACACCGUUUAUACCUUCACAGCCAAUGAUUUAUUUUUAGUCUUGAAAUAUUUCUCCAUAUCUGUUUUUGUGUCACCUGUGGGUUUUAUCCUAGGGGUUGGGAUCCUGAUUUUAACAUUUUGUACUUGUCCAAAAAAGAGUUCAAAUGCUGGGUUUGUUCCCCCAGCCUCGGCCAAGGGGUUCUCAGAAGAUUCUAACCAAAGCUGGAGAUAGGUCUGCUCAUUUUCCUUCUGCCCAGAAGUGGAUGUUGGCCAGGAAAAUUACACCUUGUGUCUUCUCUGAUGCUCCAACCAGGGACCUCUCCAGAUUACUAUCUAGCACAGACUAGUGCUACAUCUGCCUAGGUAUGGGCUUUCUCUGGCAGCAGGGGUCUCUCUAGGGAGGCUGAGAGACCCAUGGGUCUCCCUUCAGGGGAAGUGUUCAGGGGAGUUCAAACUGAACACUUCUCUCCAGCUCUAUUCCUAUCUUCCUAAUCUAAUGGCUCUACAAGAUAGUCAUUUCCAGUGCUACAGAUGCACCAGGGCACCACCUCUUUUUUUUUCUAGGUAGACCUUGUUCUGUAGCUGCUGUGAAGAAGCUGCAGCCCUGAACUCAGGUCAUACUCAGGAACAGCAGCAGGGGUGUGGGUGGGGUUUGAGGGAAGGUACUCUGAAUUCACCUUCAUGUUUAACCUGUUCCAUCUGACUUGGGUUUCUUCAUUAUAUUGUUCCCUCCCACUCACCUUCACUUCUGUAUUACAACAAUAUAGACUUUACUCUAAAGCCAAUUUCAUGGAAGUUAUUAAAUGCUACUUGAAUGUGUGUGAAGUUGAUACAACCUUUUUCAACCUGCCUUAGAAAGUUCUUUUGGCCUACUCAGCCCCAUGAUUUCCUAUGCUCUAGGCCUCAUAACUGGGAAAGGCCUCAGCUAAUUGUCACUGUUCACUCAGGACAUGAUGGUCUACUAAGCUUCAGACAAAAGGCCAAAGCAAUUUUAUCCUUUUCAUACAAGCAGAGCAUUAAAAUGACUUCCCAUCACCACAGAAAUAGCAGUGUCCUCUGCAGUUCUUCCUCCUACCAUUAGGCUUCCUUGGGCUUUACAUCCCAGCCUCCAGGCCCAGUAAGUGAGUCAGUCUGAAUAUUUGCUUGGCAUUCUUAUGCCCAACUGUUGACAGUGAAGCUCCAGGACUCUUUGUCAUCCCCCAUUCCAGUUUACUCCCUUGUGUUCUUGGACUGCUGGAUGUGCAGUUGCAGCAUUAGUUUGAAAGUUAAAGGAAGUGUUGCCAAUUUCCCAUUGCCUUUAAGAAGGUGCAGGGAUUUUUUUGGAGGUUUCUGAUUUCGGAUGUUGCCAUUCUCUGGCACUACUAGUUUUAUAGCACACACAGAUGUUCAUCUCUGGAUUGUAAGCAUCCAGAAUCAAAGAUGAAUGAGAGCAUCUUUUAUGGAAUCUACCUUUUUAACAUAAGAGAGUAAGAUUUAUGCUUUUAUAGAUUUUACUUGCUGCUGACAUUAGAAACAUAUUAGUCACAUAAUAACAUCUAAGUGUGCUGGUCAGUAGAAUAGGUUUUUAAGAGGUGGAGAGCUCUGGCAAAUUUCCCCCAAAGUAUAGACUUUUUCAUUUGAAUGUGGGAGAGGGUCUUAAUUCUCUCCACAACAGCAUCACUGAUUGACACAUUUCUACCCAUCCUUUUCUGUCCCUUAGCCAUCCAGUCCUGGGUCCCCACAAGUGGAUGGGACUUGGAGUCUUUAGUUCAGUCCAGGAGUAACUCAUAUAGGCAUUGCACAUUAUAGUCUGUGUAACCCUUUCACCUGUAUUUUCUCUUUUGAUCCUUUUUAAAAUUCUUAGAGGAAGAGAGAUCUUCACAUACAUAUAACCACAGCCACAUACACACACAUUCCAGAGACUUCAGUGUCUUCCAAGUUGAACCUCUCUUCUGCCACUUAGUAGCUGCGUGACCUUAAGGUAAGUAACCUCUCUGAACCUCAGUGUCCUUACAACAUUCUGAUAGCACUUUGCAAUUGGACACACCUUUCACACAUCAUAAUAGUCUCCCGCUAUGAGGGAAGCAGGGCAGAGAUGAUGAUUCCAUUUUUGCACAAGGGGCUUAGAGGAUAGUGGCUUGCCUAAAAUCACACAGCAUGUCAGUAGAAGGGUCAGGACUUAAAGUGCUAACUCUAAUUUUCCACUGCUUGUCUACAAAGAAUCUCUAAUUUUUUUUUUUUUUUUUUUUUUUUUUUGAGACAGAGUCUCGCUCUGUCGCUCAGGCUAGAGUGCAGUGGCACGAUCUCGGCUCACUGCAACCUCCAUCUCCUGGGCUCAAGCAGUUCUCCUGCCUCAGCCUCUCAAGUAGCUGGGAUUACAGGCAUGUGCCACCAUGCCCAGCUAAUUUUUGUAUUUUUAGUAGAGACAGGGUUUCACCAUGUUGGCCAGGCUGGUCUAGAACUCCUGACCUCAGGUAAUCGGCCCACCUCAGCCUCCCAAAGUGCCAGGGUUACAGGCGUGAGCCACGGCGCCCGGCCAAGAAUCUCUAAAUUUUAUAUUCAAGAACGGAUCUUGGAAUCCUCUACAGUUGUACAUAAAAAGUUAAACAUCACUUUGGGAGGCAAAGGCAGGAGGAUUGCUUGAGGCCAGAAGUUCAAGACCAGCCCUGACCACAUACCAAGACCCUGUCUCUAAAAAAAUAAAUAAAUAAAAAAUAAAACUUUUCAUUAGCCAGGCAUGCUGGUACUUGCCUGUAGUCCCAGCUACUGUUGAGGCUGAGGCAAAGUGAUCACUUGAGCCCAGGAGUUCAAGGCUACAGUGAGCCAUGAUAGUGCGACUGCUACUCUGGCCUAGGCAUCAGAGUAAGACCUCAUCUCUUUAAAAAAAAAAAAAAAAGAAAGGUUAAACAUGUAUUUUCCUGGAAAGGGAAUCUGUAUUCAUCAGAUUCUCAGUGGGACCUAUUGAUCAAAAAAUUUUAAGAAUCACCAUUUACGUCAUCCUAUUUGGGGAGAAGAAUCUGUCCAUUCUUUUUAUCAAUCCGUAUUUUUAUCUAAAAGAAACCUCCAGAGGAUGAAAUACAAUCACUAGACUUUCUUGCCUUGAAUAUCUCUGCAUUUAGUAUUUUGUCCUUGUCUCAAAUAAUCUGCUUUGGAAGGUGACACUUAACCCCAACUGGCCACACAGCUCCUCACUGUUGCAUUUUGAAAGUUUGGUCUGAAAGAAAAUAUUAAUAAAAGAGACAUGAUCUCCA
This is a messenger RNA of Homo sapiens (human), 6918 nucleotides long. It is a transcript of the gene FAF1, whose product is annotated as Fas associated factor 1. Gene Ontology annotation, biological process: regulation of signal transduction. Gene Ontology annotation, cellular component: nuclear envelope; endomembrane system; cytoplasm. Lineage: Eukaryota; Metazoa; Chordata; Mammalia; Primates; Hominidae. The transcript has 20 exons. The coding region runs from base 815 to 2506 and encodes 563 amino acids. Gene Ontology annotation, molecular function: protein domain specific binding. The record is from RefSeq and is a predicted model, not a curated record.